AUGGCUAGGGUUGCUACUCGACCCAACCUCACACGCGUUCGGAAGACAAUCGCUGACGCCUGUAAGAAGACUGACAUUAUUUCCUACGAUGGGCAAGAUUGGCCUGCAACACUCAUCAUCAACCGGUAUAUCUACACCUACGAUCUAUCGUGCCGAAAGGAUUCAUCUUCAGGGAAAUUCUGCGAUGAAAUCUUCGUCUCGUUCCUCAACCAGUCCCGCUUGACUGCCGCUCAGAACUGCUCCGACUGCAUGUUUGGAAUUGUUCAGAUCCAGCUCAAUUCACCCUUUGGAUACGACGAUGGAUUUGCUGAAGAUUUCAAAUCUGCUACUUCAAGUUGCUCUGCCACCAAAUAUCCGUUCACAUCACCUCCGUCCUGCGCGCUGAAUCCCACAACUACAGCUUCGCCUGUUCCUACAUACACGCCAACUUGCUCGAGUCCAUAUCCAGUCAAGGCCAAUGAUACCUGCAAUUCCAUCUCUCUCACCCACAAUGUAUCAACGUUGGGUAUAGUCAAUGCUGGCGGUUUGAGUCCAUCCUGCUCCAAUCUCCAGGCUGUCGGCCCUCUUUGUCUCCCAGCCCCUCGUCCAUUGUAUCUCGUGGACUACGACGAUACUUGUGACAGCAUUAUAGCAGCACACUCAACAUUCAAAGUCUCGCAGGCACCUAUAUCUGUGCUGUGCCACUCGAAGCCUUUCUGUCUUGGAACCCAAGUUUGGCUUUUGUCAACCCAUGCGCUCUUCAACCGGGUUUCAGCUACUGUGCUAGCAAUGGCACACUAUGACUCCGGGAAUCAAAAUAAUACACAAUGUCUUCCUGUUGAUCAUGGCUACCCUGGCACAGUUGGCAGCUGUUCGUGCUUCACCAUCAUCCAUGGCUAUGAUCGCAGCUCCUAUCUUUGCAAGGAUAUCACGGAUGACACACGCAUCAGUCUUCAGCAAUUGACUUCAUGGAAUCCGUGGGUUGGCGCGGACUGCGACAAAGGAUUGUAUGCUGAUCUGAAGGAUGGUGAUCAACGUCCCGUUUGCAUUGGCGUCAAUUCGACUGCAAAAGAUACUGCAUCUCUGGCAUUGUCUGGUUUAUGA
Molecule: messenger RNA, 1083 nt
Organism: Aspergillus wentii DTO 134E9
Lineage: Eukaryota; Fungi; Ascomycota; Eurotiomycetes; Eurotiales; Aspergillaceae
Exons: 5
Coding region: 1-1083 (360 amino acids)
Source: RefSeq, a predicted model, not a curated record